Rhipicephalus microplus (southern cattle tick) is the source of this 3094-nucleotide messenger RNA. RefSeq names its product coiled-coil domain-containing protein 102A. Gene Ontology annotation, cellular component: myosin complex. NCBI's taxonomy places the organism in Eukaryota, Metazoa, Arthropoda, Arachnida, Ixodida, Ixodidae. The record is from RefSeq and is a predicted model, not a curated record.
CUUGUUUGGUGUGGGCAAGCCAGUGCGCUGGCCUGUUCGGUAUUUCGGGCAAUUUUAUGUUCAAGGAGACUGAGUGUCUCACGGUGCAGCGUUGUCUGUUUCCACUCUGGCCGAUGAACCAUGUAGCUGUUCGUUUCUCUACAGUGUUUUUCUGUUUCUAAGUGAACCAAUAAUUACGCGUUCUUUAGCCCCCAAGGGAAAGCUCAGAGCGCUCGACUUUCACAAUGCAGUUCGGCCACCCAAACAGGGAAGUUCUCUGAACCGAGCUUGUGUACAUUGGAGGUGUUAGGCAACAACUGGCCAGAGUGAAUUCCAGAUAAAACCAUGUCAUCACAUGUGAAGCGGGAUGCUUCAUAUCGCUCAUAUGAUUCAGAGUGGGAAGCCAAAGAGGAGCUUCGGCUACGAGAAUUGGAAGAAGCUCGAGCACGGGCAGCCCAGAUGGAGAAAACCAUGCGUUGGUGGUCAGACUGCACAGCUAACUGGCGGGAAAAAUGGAGCAAGGUGCGCACAGAAAGAAACAAAGCACGGGAAGAAGUGCGUCUUCUUAGGGGCCGUGUGGAUGCAACAACUAAGGAGGCUGCAGCCCUCAAGCGUGAAAAGCAUGAAUUGGAAGCCGAAGUUGAUCAGUUACGACGAGAGUUUGAAUAUUUGCGAACUUCGGAGAGCAGCACCAACAGCAGAGAGCCAGAAGUACUGGCACCCAGCACAUCAUCCCAUGUAGAACGAGAGCACAUCGACCAAGAUUCCAGCAGUAGCCUCCCAUCUCAGCUCGAUCCUUACUCCACAGAUGAGCAGUCGUCACUAGUGCAGCUCCGUCUGGAUGAAGCUACAAAGCUGCUUCAUGCUGAAAGACAGGAGACAGCUCAACUCACCAAAGCACUUGAGAAGCAAAUGGCUGAGCUUGGACAACUUCGUGCAAAAUAUGAUGAGCUCCGAAAGUCUCGCCAGGACACACUUAAAGAGCUGAGUCAAGUGAGAGCAGAGCACCAAGAUGAGCUGGAGUGUAUUCUUAUUGACCUUGAAGAUGAGGCAAGUGGCCGCACAUGUUUGGACAAGCGAAUGACUGAGCUCAGGGCUCAGCUGGUACAGCUGCAAGGUGAAAAUGCUGCUGAAUGGGGCCGACGAGAGCGUUUAGAGACAGAGAAGUUAGCACUGGAACGGGAUAACAAGAAUCUCCGUGCAUCACUGCAAGAAAUGCAUGAGUGUCUGCAGCGUAAGGCCCAGUCCCCUACCAUAAGCCCUGACCAAAAGGCACUUCAGGCUGAGCUGCAGCAUCGUACAAAGGAAUUGCUUGACCUCAAGCACGCCCAUAGCAAACUGAAGAAAGUUCUCCAGGAGAAGAGCACAGAAUUAUCUCAUGCACUUCGACGAUCGGAGCAGUAUGAAGCAGAGGUGAAGAAGCUACGAGGGCGUAUUGAUGAACUCAAAAAAGAACUCGCAACUGCUGAGGAUGAGGCUGACACUGCUACCAACAGUAUUCGCAAACUUCAGCGCAGUAAUGAUGAGCUACAGGAGCAGAUUGAAACUCUGCAGAUGCAGCUGGAGCACUUGCAAACAAGCCAACAAGAAUGCUUGGUUGCGUCAGUUCACUCGGACACCGUCAAGGCUGAAGAACAGUGUGCCGCACAAGCUUCACAGCCUUCAUCAUCUGAGCAGCCGAGACGAGCAGGCAGCUGAUUUGCUCAGUGAAGACGAAGUUGGCGACGGUUGACAACGUCUUUGAUGCCUCUUUAGAGAGGCUUUCAGGACUGUAAAAUAGGUUUAGGGCUGUGUAUGCAGCUGUCAAGUGGCAUGUACUAUAUCUAUAUAUAUGUAUAUAUAUAUUUAUAUAUAUAUAUAUAGCAGAUUUACAAAGAAAUAUAUUAAUGAAUCAAGGUGUAAUGCAGUUUGGGCUGCAAUAUAUCUAUUAUUUAUAUAAAGUUUUCAGCUAAAUUGUUGGCUUGUUGCAUUAAAUGCAUUAGACUCUCUUGUAAAGCAAAAAAAAGAUUAUGAUCGGCAACAAUUUUUCUUCACAGCACUGUGGAAACUACAGCACUGAAGCCCAUGCCUGGUAUCGUGCCAAAAAAAUAGUACUCUUUAUUUAUUAUAAGACUAGAACAUUUACGAGAGGUCUUUGGUAAAAUAUAGUUAUUGUACACUUUGCAGGAAUACCUUCCUUUUCUUUUGAUUUUUUAGACAGCAUCACCUUUUCAGCACAGCCGUUUUCUGAAAUAAACAUGGAGUCCGUGGUGUAGUGGUUUAGUGCGCAGCUGCAAAUGCACUGUUAAGUUGUAUAAGUAAUAUAUACUCGUAAUAUGACUCUAAAAUGUGCAUUGAACGAUCAAAUUGUUUUUCCCAUUCACAUUUUCAAGUAUAUAAUAUUCUGAAUGUGAUAACGAUGGGAUCGAGCAAAACCAAAAUUACUGAGGGUAUAUUGAGAUUAGAUCUGCUGUUUAUGGUUUUUAUUAGAUUUAUUUAAAGCUUUUAAAGCUUCAAGGAAGCUGCUCAGUGUUUUCAUCUGUUCAGAUUACCAAGAGUCAUGAAGGUAAAAAAGAAAAAUGGAAAUUAGUGUUUUUUUUAAUCAGCUUCUUUAUUAUUAUUACUUUGCACCUGUAUGGUCUACUUUAUUUUAUUGAUUUUAAAAAUCAAUGAAAUAAAGUUAAUCAGUUGUGCUGCAAGGUGGGAGUAUACAAGGUAAUGCAAGAUCCUGUGGGGAAGUUCUUGAGGUGGUUUGCAGGCAACAUUGAAAAAUUCAGUAGUAUCAAUAAAAGGGCAGCUAUCAGGUCCUCAGCCACAAAGAAGGAGGAAUGGGCGUGCCCUAGGGGCCUGGGCCCCAUCUAAAAUUCACAUGAAAAGGGUGUUUUACCUAAAAUAAGUAAUGAAAGUAUGUUUUUCUGAAAUAUUCAAGGUUGUCAGCAAGUGCCCCCUUCCCCUCCUCUUCACCCAAAAAUAAAAAAAAUAUUCUGGAUCCUGGUCUGAUAGCAAGCCUCAUGAUAAAGUUAUACAUGGAAUAUAAGCUGCAACUAUUACAUGCUUAUGAUCCAGCAUCCAGCCAUAAUAAUGAAAAAGUAAACCAUCUCUACGAGGAUAUUGGAUUAUCAUUGAAAAAAAAAAA